Tarenaya hassleriana is the source of this 947-nucleotide messenger RNA. Its product is annotated as peroxisome biogenesis protein 19-2-like. The transcript has 5 exons. Gene Ontology annotation, biological process: protein import into peroxisome membrane. Bases 111 to 836 code for a protein of 241 amino acids. The record is from RefSeq and is a predicted model, not a curated record. Gene Ontology annotation, cellular component: peroxisome; peroxisomal membrane. NCBI's taxonomy places the organism in Eukaryota, Viridiplantae, Streptophyta, Magnoliopsida, Brassicales, Cleomaceae.
UGUGUCCUCCCAUCUUCUCCUCUGAGGUAUCUUCUUCUGUUUUUUUUUAUAAAAAAUUUCUUCAUCUUCUUCCCGUCUGCGGAUUCUCACAGAGAGGAGAGACGCGAGGAAUGGCCAACACUCACGCCGAUGAUGAUUUAGACGAGCUUCUGGAUAGCGCUCUGGAUGAUUUCAAGGAUCUAAAUCUUGCUCAAAGAAGUGGGGGAGAUGAGGAAGAUGAAAAGAGUAAAGAACCAGGGCCAUUGCCGACUGGGGUUCAAGGUCUUGGAAUGGGAUUACCCGAUAUGAGGAGCAGAAAGAAGGGGAAGCAGAAAGUCGCUAAGGAGGACCAUGUCGCAGAGACUCUUGAUAAGCUCAGGGCACAGACCCAGGAGACUGUCAAGGGGCUGGAGUCCUUACCGAAACAGCCUGCUUCUGAUGAUGCCAUGGUUGAGGAUUGGAUCAAACAAUUCGAGGAGCUUGCUGGGUCUAAGGACUUGGAAUCUAUGGUGGACACGAUGAUGCAGCAGCUUCUGUCGAAGGAAAUUCUUCACGAACCCAUGAAGGAGAUUGGGGAAAGAUAUCCAAAGUGGUUAGAAGAGCAUGAAGCCAGUUUGAGUAAAGAAGAAUACAAACGCUACUCACGCCAGUACGAGCUGAUCAAGGAACUCAAUGGAGUCUACGAGAAUGAUCCGAAUAACUCAACCAAGAUAAUGGACAUUAUGCAGAAGAUGCAAGAGUGUGGACAGCCACCCAGUGACAUUGUGCAAGAGAUCGAUCCCGGCUUUGAUUUCGCCAGUUUAGGACAGAUAUCUCCAGAAAUGCUCGAGUCCUCUUCGAAUUGCUGUAUAAUGUAAGGGAAGAUCUUCAAGGGCAAGUGGUAAAGCUUGUUUGAGUUUAUUAUUGGUCUUGUAUCAUUACAAAAAAUGAAAUAAUUUUUUUUCUCUAAUUAUAAUAUUACAUAUUUA